Molecule: messenger RNA, 1368 nt
Organism: Periconia digitata
Lineage: Eukaryota; Fungi; Ascomycota; Dothideomycetes; Pleosporales; Periconiaceae
Source: the annotation of a GenBank genome assembly
CCACUCAUUUCUACCCAAGAAGAGAAGCUUACCCUCCUCUACCCGACCGCUUUAUUCACACAUCCUCUUUCAAAAAACAUGCCCUCGGCAAUCCUUUUCACAAGCCGUCAAAGAACCUACACCGCAAACGCCCUCGUCCUCUUCGCCGCCCACGGCACCCUCCUCUCCACCGGCAUCCACCUCCUCUACGCCUACACUACCCAACUCCCAACAACUUCCUUGAAUCUUCUCUCGCUCGUCCCUGCUUUAGAAAUUAUCACCUUCUACUGCUUUCCGCUCUUCACAUCCUUCCUUUGCUCUCUGCUCCCAACAGCCUUCUUCAACAUCUUAUCCGCCCGAUCCAAACACUUCCAUAUCCUCGCCGCCAGCGCAACCGCAGCAGCAUGUCCCCUCAUUCUCCCGCAUCUCCCAGCCACGUUCUUAGCCACUUUACUGGUUAGGGGUGUACUCAUGGGGAGUUCGUUGGGUUAUGUCCGCGGUACCACACUUCGCCUGCUCGCUGCACAUUACAAACACGACAUCGCGCUCGCCAGUCUCCAAGCUGCAUUCUGGGGCUGCUGCGGAGGCGCCGUAUUGAACCUGGGAAUCUGGGCCUACCUUAGCACCGAGAACAUUAUUGCCGCGAGCGUAGUAGAAGGCGUUGUUAUAGCCAUCUCGCUAUUCUCCGCGUGGGCAUUACUUGUCUCUUCUCCCCUACCGCCAUCCCCAUCUUCCCCUUAUACAAUCUCGUCUCCCAACAAUUACCCCAGAAUUAGAAUGAGCGCCAACGCUUGGAUUCUUGUCGUGUCUAUAAUCGCUCUAUCGCCUUCGAUUCACACGCUCCCAGUGUACCUCCCCCUCGUGCUAACCUCUACACCGUUGACAUAUCAAACAUACCCCACAACACCAAUCCUUAUCCUCUCUGUCGCCCUCGUAGCUGCUGUUAUACCAGCUGCAUACUUCCCCUCGGAGAAUACGCGGACAUUUCGUCUUGGUCCGCUGGAUACACUCCUGCUAUCCACACUCUUGACUUCGCUGUCCAUUCUUUGCGUGGCUUUUUCGCCUCUGUCACGGUCUUUUCCUCUUGUUGUGGUCUCGGUACUGCUCUGGGGGCUAAGUGUUGGCGGGGUGAUGGCUAUUUGGGGCUAUGUUCCUUGUGUUUUUCUUGGGGGUGGGCGGAGAGGGUGGGAAGUUGUUAGUGCUGGGAUUGGAAUUGGGGGUGCUGUUGGGGUUUUGGGGGUUGCUGCCGCAUUGGAGAAGGGGGGUGGUAUUGAGAAGGUUUUUGGGUGCGUUGGGGGAAUUGGGCUGGUGGUUGUGGGAGGUGCGGUCACGGUUGUGAGAUGGAGGGUUUGUAGGGGGAGUGGGAGGGGUUGGUUGGUGGUCAUUUGA